This is a messenger RNA of Cryptosporidium muris RN66, 1215 nucleotides long. RefSeq lists its product as uncharacterized. Lineage: Eukaryota; Apicomplexa; Conoidasida; Eucoccidiorida; Cryptosporidiidae. The record is from RefSeq and is a predicted model, not a curated record. The transcript has a single exon. Bases 1 to 1215 code for a protein of 404 amino acids.
AUGGCGCUGUCAACCGGAUCUAGAAAUUCAGACUUAAGUGCAGUUAUUGGAAAUUAUAAUAAUAUCACUGGGAAUAAAUUAAGCUUACAAAUGAUAAGGAGAAACUGGUUAAGGUGGAUACUUAUAUGUAUUUCUAUGAUAUGGUGUAUAGGUAAACUGGAAGCGUCGAGAAUAGAACGUAUUAGGUAUUCUAAACAGAAAGUCCCAGAGAAACUACCAUCUACAAAAUUUCGUGGCCAGUUAUACUCAGAUGGUUCCAUAUUAUGGAAGAAAUGUUAUAGAAGUCGCAAUGGUAAUUGGGGAAAUUGGGUUACUGCUUCUGUAAAUGAGAUACCACGAAGUUUAAUUAACAAGAUGCUUCUUUAUCAAUCGAAAUCAAGACGAAGUAAUCUUUCUAGUGAUUCAUCUGAAUUCUCGGAUGAAAAUGAAAUGUCAACUUCAGAUACUUCAUAUGAAGGAGUUCCUGUAAGUACUUCAAGGUUAGAAGUGUAUCCUGUAGAUGAAACGGCGAUUACCCCUCAAUAUCGUAAACCUACUGGUAAAUUUGGAAAGGAGUAUGUAGAAAGUCUUGCAGAAGACUUAGUUCUUGUUCAAGAAUUACCCAGAUCUGAGAUUCAAAGAUCAAAGAUUCCAGAGUUGGAAUCUACAGGGACGAGAUUCUUAUUUUCCACUCCACCUCUUGUUAAUCCAUAUGAAACCUCAAGACCAAAGUUUAUUCAACACAGUAGAUCAAGUAGGCUACAAUAUCCAAAUUCCAAAAUAAAAUUAUCUAGUUCAUUAAAUCCAUUAGAUAGUCAAAGUUUAAAAAUACCUGCAACAAGAUUGAAACUUAGAAAACCGACAAUACCAACUAAAACAUGGAACAGUUUAUCAGAACUAAGCAAAUAUGAACUAAGCAGAAUACAAUGGACCCUAUUUGCAUCACUAUAUAAUCCUUCAACUGACAAUUUAAAACUUAUAAAAAAAGUGCCACCCUUAGGUUUCAAACCUGUUAGUAAUGUUAGUGAAUGUACUACAGCAUAUAUGAAAGCCUUUAUGGCAAAUUAUUGCACUGUAUCUGAUUAUAUAUAUAAAAAAGGUAUAAGCAAAAGUAUUCUUGUAGCAAUAGAAAAAGAAAUAAAACUAUGGUGUGGUUCAAUGAUCAAAUUAUGGUAUAGUUAUUUGCAGCAAGUAGGUAUUCAGAAUCUCCCAUCACCAAGUAAAUAUAUGAAAUAA